AUGGGGACCCUCCACCUGGACGUGUGGGGCCCAGCCCGCGUUCGUGGUCAGGGCGGUGAGCGGUACUUUUUGCUGGUUGUCGACGACUACUCGCGUUACACCACGGUCUUCCCCUUGCGCACCAAGGGUGAGGUCCCUGCUGUUCUGAUCCCUUGGAUCCGCACAGUUCGUCUCCAGCUCCGCCGCCGUUUCCGGACGGAUCUUCCUGUCCUGCGUCUGCACUCUGACAGAGGUGGUGAGUUUUCCUCCGAUCUCUUGAGGACCUUCUGUCAGGCGGAGGGCAUCGAGCAGACCUUCACGCUUCCGGACUCCCCACAGCAGAAUGGGGUUGCUGAGCGCCGCAUUGGCCUGGUCAUGGAGGUCGCUCGUACCUCCUUGGUCCACGCGGCGGCUCCCCAUUUUCUGUGGCCGUUUGCUGUCCGGUACGCCGCGCAUCAGCUCAACCUCUGGCCCCGUGUCUCCUUGCCGGAGACCUCGCCCACACUGCGUUGGACGGGGGAGGUUGGCGAUGCGUCGCGCUUCCGGGUGUGGGGUGCUCGUGCCCUUGUCCGCGAUACGUCCGCGGACAAGCUCUCCUCCCGCACGCUUCCCUGUGUCUUCCUUGGCUUUGUCCCUGACGCGCCUGGCUGGCAGUUUUACCACCCCACCUCGCGCCGGGUCUUCGCCUCUCAGGAUGUCACCUUUGACGAGUCGGUCCCUUUUUACCGUCUCUUCCCCUACCGCACUGCCCCCCUCCCUCCCCCGCCGCUUUUCCUUGCUCCUGGUCCCCCUCCGGUAGACCCCCUUCCCCCUCAGGGUCCUGCUCCUUCAGGUGUCUCUCAGGUAGACCCUCCUCCCGUCGCUGAGCCUGUCGAGGUCACAGGUGACUCAGGUGCUGCUGCAGGUGGUACUGCUGGGAGUGCUGAGCCUGGGGGUGCUGAGCCUGCGGGUGCUGGGCCUGGGAGUGCUGGGACUGCGGGUGCUGGAGCUGAGGGUACUGUGCCUGAGAGUUUGCCGCCUGGGGGUGCUGAGCCUGGGGGUGCUGCGACUGGGGGUGCUGAGCCUGCGUGUGCGGAGUCUGGGGGUGCUGAGUCUGGGGGUGCUGAGCCUGCGGGUACUGAGCCUGGGGGUGCUGCUACUGAGCCUACGGAGCCUCGGGUUACUGCGUCUGGGGGUGCUCCGGUUCGGGGUGCUGAGCAGUCUCUCACACCGCAGCAGCUUCGUGACUGGUACGUCCGGCGCUUUCGCCGUCCUAGUGGCUCGGCUGGAGUUGGGGGUGCUGGGGCUGCUCGUCCUGGGGGUGCUCGUACUGGGGGUACUGGAGCUGCCGGGACUGGUUGUUCUGGGAGCACUGCGACUGGAGCUGCUGGAGCUGGGGACUCUGGCGCUGGCGGUGCUAGCGGAGUUGGAGCUGCCGACUCUGGGGGUGGCGCUGCUGCUGGUGCUGCGGACCCGCCUGGUGGAGCUGCUGCUGGAGCUGAGGACCCGAGCGGUGGCGCUGCUGCUGGUGCUGGGGACCCGGACGUUGGAGCUCCUGCUGGUCCUGAGGACCCGGCCGCUGGAGUCUCUUCUGCUUCUGGAGACGCUGCGCGGCCGCGACCGUACUUCGUACCGCUCCUUCAGCAGGUUCUUGGGCAGGCUCCUCCUCCUUGUCCUCCUCCCUCCGUAGAGUGUCCUCCGCCUGUCCAGCCGCAGUCACAGUUACCACCUGCCUCGCCUCUCCCUGCUCCCUCUCCUUACACUGGUCCCACAGGAGGUCUUACAGAGCGUCGUGAGCCUGAGUCUCGUCCUGCGUCGCCUGUUCGUCCUGCUCGCACUGGUAGUCGUGUCCGUCGUGAGCGUCCUCCUCCUGUCCCAGGCACUCACUACAUGACUCUGCGUCCCUCUACUGCUCCUCGGCGUGUCCCUCUACCGUCUCCUCCUGCGUCCUCUUUGCCUACCGUUCCGGACCCUGAGUCUGACCGGUAUCGCGCUGAGCACCCUACAGUCACGCGUCUCCUAGCUACUGUUGUCACUGACCCUACCUUUGAGUCCUCGGCUGCGUCUGCUCUGGUCGCUGAGUUGGUUGACUUUGCUGCUGCCUGUCGUCUAGACUACGCUGCUAGCCUUGUUGCUGAGCCUGAGUCUGCGUCUGUCUGUCCUCCGUCCGUCGGGGGUGAGUGUGCUCUUGGCACGGACGUCCUUGAGGACAGACAGGAGGACUUUGACUCUCUUGCGGCUGCUGUACCUCAUCUCGUGGCCUGGUUGCUUGCCCCUGAGGGAGACCCGGAUGCACUAGACAUCCCCACUCCGCGCACUUACGCAGAGGCGAUCUCGGGUCCCUACUCCUCUCAGUGGCAGACAGCCAUGGACGCAGAGAUGGCAUCCUGGAAGUCCACAGGCACCUACGUCGACGAGGUUCCCCCUCCUGGGGCGAACAUCGUCGAUGGCAUGUGGAUUUUCAGGGUGAAGCGGCCGCCAGGUUCUCCGCCUGUCUUCAAGGCUCGUUACGUUGCUAGAGGCUUCAGUCAGCGUCAGGGGGUCGACUUCUUCCAGACCUUCUCCCCCACCCCGAAGAUGACCACUCUUCGGGUUCUGCUGCACGUUGCUGCUCAGCGUGACUACGAGCUUCACUCUCUUGACUUCAGCACAGCGUUCCUGCAGGGCAGCCUGCACGAGGAGAUCUGGCUGCGCCGCCCACCUGGCUUCACUGGGUCGUUUCCCCCUGGUACCCAGUGGAGCCUCCGCCGGCCAGUCUACGGUCUCCGCCAGGCGCCACGUGAGUGGCACGACACACUGAGGACUACACUUGCGGCUCUUGGGUUCGCGCCGUCUACUGCUGACCCGUCGCUGUUUCUGCGCACAGACACGUCGCUGCCGCCGUUCUACAUCUUCGUGUACGUCGACGACUUGGUCUUUGCUACUGCUGACACUGAGGCACUCGCUCGUGUGAAGUCGGAGCUGCAGAAGAGACACACCUGCACUGACCUGGGUGAACUGCGUAGCUACCUUGGCUUGCAGAUCACCCGGGACAGAGCUCGCCGCACCAUCACCCUGACUCAGUCACACAUGGUGCAGCAGGUCCUUCAGCGCUUCGGCUUCCAGUUCUCCUCACCACAGGCCACACCUCUGGCUACCAGCCACUCGCUCUCAGCUCCACCUUCGGACGAGUCCGUAGAGCCGAGUGGCCCGUACCCAGAGCUUGUAGGCUGCCUCAUGUACCUGAUGACUUGCACGCGACCUGACCUCGCGUACCCUCUUAGCAUCCUUGCUCGUUACGUUGCGCCUGGGAGACACAGGCGAGAGCACUGGGAGGCUGCUAAGAGGGUGCUGCGUUACUUGUGCAGUACAUCAGGCAUGGGGCUGGUGCUUGGAGGACGCGACAGAGUUGUCCUCACUGGUCACUCGGACGCUUCUUGGGUGGACGACCUGGCUACGCAGCGGUCGUCACAGGGUUACACCUUCAGCCUUGGCUCUGGUUCUGUCUCGUGGCGGUCCACCCGCUCUUCCUCUGUUCUCGGCUCUAGUUGUGAGGCUGAGAUCUACGCCACAGCCAUGGCUGCACAGGAGUUACGCUGGCUCACCUACCUGCUGACUGACCUGGGAGAGCGGCCUAGUUCUCCUCCAGUUCUGUACGGUGACAACAAGGCGGCUCUUGCCUUGUGUCAGGAGCACAGACUGGAGCACAGGACGAAGCACAUUGCUCUUCGCUACUUUCUUGCUCGAGAGCUUCAGCAGCGCGGUCAGCUUCGGCUUGUGUACGUGGACUCGAAGGCCAACACUGCUGAUAUCUUCACCAAGGCGCUCCCGCCUAGUGAUCAUCAGCGGCACUGUACUUCUUUAGGCCUUGUGUCCACGUUUCCUCACUUGCUCACUGCUUGA
Closterium sp. Yama58-4 is the source of this 3840-nucleotide messenger RNA. The record is from the annotation of a GenBank genome assembly. NCBI's taxonomy places the organism in Eukaryota, Viridiplantae, Streptophyta, Zygnematophyceae, Desmidiales, Closteriaceae.